Scleropages formosus (Asian bonytongue) is the source of this 3757-nucleotide messenger RNA. RefSeq names its product tryptophanyl-tRNA synthetase 1 (gene wars1). The record is from RefSeq and is a predicted model, not a curated record. The coding region runs from base 68 to 1489 and encodes 473 amino acids. Gene Ontology annotation, biological process: tryptophanyl-tRNA aminoacylation. Gene Ontology annotation, molecular function: tryptophan-tRNA ligase activity; ATP binding. Gene Ontology annotation, cellular component: cytoplasm. NCBI's taxonomy places the organism in Eukaryota, Metazoa, Chordata, Actinopteri, Osteoglossiformes, Osteoglossidae. The transcript is spliced from 11 exons.
UGCACAUCGUAGCUGAUGCAAGUUGAAUGAGUGAGCGGCCGGUUCUAGUGUCCAGCAGGUAAAAAGGAUGGACUGUCAGACAGAUGAUACAGGCAGUCUUACCCCAAUGGAGCUGUAUGAGAAGCUGUCAGCACAAGGGGACAAAGUUAGGACCCUGAAGACAGAAAAGGCACCUAAACCAGAUAUUGAUGCUGCAGUGCAGUUGUUGGUGAAGCUGAAGUUGGAAUAUAAAACCGCAACGGGUCAGGACUACAAGGCUGGGUGUCCGCCAAGUGAUGGUCCUACCCUGCAGGACAACGGACCUUCAGUCACUGAGGGGGAGGAUCUUGUGAACCCCUGGAAUGUUACCACCACUAGCGCCAAAGGAGUGGAUUAUGACAAGCUAAUAGUGCGUUUUGGCAGUAGCAAAAUUGACCAGGAGCUGGUGGACAGAAUUGAACGAGUCAGUGGACAGAAGCCGCACCGCUUUCUACGACGAGGAAUCUUCUUCUCACAUAGAGACAUGCAUCAGGUCCUGGAUGCAUAUGAGAGCAAGAAGUCUUUCUACUUGUACACAGGUCGGGGCCCUUCCUCAGAAGCAAUGCAUGUAGGGCACCUCAUCCCCUUCAUCUUUACAAAGUGGCUGCAGGACGUUUUUGAUGUUCCACUGGUAAUCCAGCUCACGGAUGACGAGAAGUACCUGUGGAAGGAUCUUUCUGUGGAGGAAUGCCAUCGCUAUGCCGUGGAGAACGCCAAGGACAUCAUUGCCUGUGGCUUCGACAUCAACAAGACCUUCAUUUUCUCAGACCUGGACUACAUGGGAUCGAGCCCAGGGUUCUACAGAAAUGUGGUGAAAAUCCAAAAGCAUGUGACUUUCAACCAGGUCAAAGGCAUUUUUGGCUUUACGGACAGCGACUGCAUCGGAAAGAUCAGCUUCCCAGCAAUCCAGGCAGCCCCCUCCUUCAGCACCUCCUUCCCUCAGAUCUUCAACGGAAGGAAGGACGUCCAGUGUCUCAUCCCGUGCGCCAUUGACCAGGACCCCUACUUCAGGAUGACCCGAGACGUAGCCCCGCGCAUCGGCUACCCCAAACCUGCCCUCCUGCACUCCACCUUCUUUCCUGCCCUCCAGGGAGCUCAGAGCAAGAUGAGCGCCAGCGAUCCCAACUCCUCAAUCUUCCUCACUGACACACCCAAGCAAAUUAAGAACAAGAUCAACAAACACGCGUUCUCUGGGGGAAAAGACACCAUCGAGGAGCACAGAAAGUAUGGCGGUGACCCUGAUGUGGAUGUGUCCUUCAUGUACCUCACUUUCUUCUUGGAGGAUGAUGAACAGCUGGAUAAAAUCCGACAGGAUUACACAAGCGGAGUCCUAUUGACCGGAGAACUGAAGAAGCGUCUGAUCGACACCCUGCAGCCCAUGAUCUCAGCUCACCAGCAGAGGCGCAAACUGGUUACAGAUGAAAUGGUCCAGCAGUUCAUGACCUCCCGGCCACUGGACUUUAAUUACUAAUAGGGGACGAUUUUGGGCAUUUAAUAAUAAUUCCCUGUGAAAAGGAAACCAUCACAUCACAGGCCACAGCCCUGAUCUUUAAAUCAUUAGGCUCUAUAUUCUGCAAUCCAUGUACAAUAAAUCAUCCGCUUAAAUGACAUCUAAUGUUUUAGUCUGUCUCCGCUAUCUGCUCCCUUUGUGUCGGACAGCAGUGAAAACUGACUGUCCUUUGUAAUUUUAUGGAAACCACAUAAAAGGAAGCUCUGUCAAAAAAUUCAGAUGGGAAAAAUUAUUAUUGCUUAUAUAAUGGUUUAUCCAUGAGGUUUAAUUCUGGGGGGGUUAAAUAUGUAGGUAAGAAAAUAAAUAUAUUUACUAUAUAUUCUGAUGACACGAUAACAAAAUUGUAUUAAUUUUCACUCUGACCUGUAAUCUAUUUUUUUAAUCCUUUGAAUGUUAGUAUAAUUUGAAUAUUUAUUAAAUCAAAAAUCUUUAACAUUGUUUUUGGCUUAUAAGGAAUUGCCAAGCCACUCCAAGAGUUUUUAUUUUCCCAAACACAUUACGCACCAUAGUCAUUCCCAGUACUGAUUACUGUAAAGGUGACUUACCUAAGAGGCCAAAUAAGAUUGUCCUGUAAGUUUCAUGCUGUUUGGUUCGCUAAUGGCUAUUAAUAUUCUGUGCUUUAUUGAUAACAGGUUAUAAUGAGACAGGGUCGCAGUGGUAUGGAGCCUAUCCUGGCAGUGUAGGGCACAAGUCAACAGAGGAUACACCUUGGAUGGAAUACAUGGAAUACGACUCCAUGGCAGGAAAGCCACAUGCAAAACCAUGCACAUACUCACCUAAAACGCAGGUCUUUGGACUGUCGGGGAAAACCCAUGCAAAUACAGUGAGAACAUGCGAACUCCUCACAUACUGACCGGGUCUCAAACCUACAUCCCAGUGUGCAGCCCAGGUUAUCUGAGCUAUCCAUGCUGCCCACUGUGCCAUAUUCAUGCAAGUGGUAGAGUAUGAAAAAAUAAAACUAAUACAACCAAAAUUCAAAGGAUAAUUGCAAAGAACUGCCCGAAUAAAGAACUCUGGCCAUUGUGAUCCCCUUUACUGCUUGGGAUGCUCCUAGUGUAUGUGCACAUUUUAGGAGUUCUUUCAUUUUCUUCUAAAAACACAGCACAGAGGCCACAGUUAUACAAAGAAUUCCUCAGGAGAUGCCUUGAAAAAAGCCCCGCAGUAUGAAGAUGCUCCAUUCUAUAAACAAAAGAAGGGUAGAGUGGAGUAGUGAUGAAUAACAGUUUAGUUUCCGAGAGUCUAAACAGUUACCAUCUGAUUAAUCCCAGUAAAAUAUUGAGGGUAAUGUCCGGGAUUUAACUAUCCUUUCUUUAGCAUUGCAAAGUCAUUUUGGUGAAUGUUUCCUCUGUCAUUUUACCACGUGGUUCACAUGCCGCUGCUGUUACUGUUGGACUUCAGCCACAUUAAACACAAGUCAUUUGACUGCAGUAACAACAAGUAUAUGAGGCUGAAAUAUUAUGUAACUAAUCUCCUAUACUGAUCUGCCAUAGUCUUGGGUUUUAUAGCAUACAAAAAAUAUCAUUUUACCCAGAAAAGAAUUAGAAAUAUUAUGCCACAAUUCAUUAUGUAUCCUGCUGAAACAGUUUUGACCCUUUGCAAAUGUUAGUUAAUACAGGCAAGUCAAUACAGUUACUUUGACUUUGACAUUAGAAAAACAGUCAUUGCGGAGGAGAAUCAGGAAACCCGGCCUCAGGUGAUUAUUAAAAACCUCUCAUCUAACUAUGUAAAACAUUGAUUACACAUUAUUCAAUGUGGGUGAAAUACAUAGUAGAGCAUGGUUCUUAUGAGCUGUUAUUUAGACAACUAUAUGUUAUUCAUUAAUUUCUCUGUGUUCUAUGUAAUCCAUCGUCUUUGUGUUAUGCAUUUCAUUUCUGUUACAGGACCGUCCAGGAUGGUCUCCUGCAAAAAUUUUUAUUUUACACAAAUUUUUUGAUACUCAGCAUAUAUCAUUACAGUUUUUAAUUUCUUUUUCUUCAAGAAAACCAUACCAUCCUGAGAGUACUCGACCUAGCUAGAUGUCAGAAGCUAAGCGAAUUUAGGCCUGGUCAGUACUUGGCUGGGAAAAGUGCUGGGAAGACCAGGUGCUGUAACCUUUCCAUAUGCAGUGAUCAGUGUGAAGUACAGAUGCUCCUCGACUAACGAUGAAGUUAUGCUCCGAUAAACCUAUCGUAAGUGGAAAAAUCGUAAGUCGAAAAAGAAUACAGUACCGCGCCUACCGAACAUCAUAGC